Molecule: messenger RNA, 1169 nt
Organism: Trichoderma citrinoviride
Lineage: Eukaryota; Fungi; Ascomycota; Sordariomycetes; Hypocreales; Hypocreaceae
Exons: 1
Coding region: 11-1159 (382 amino acids)
Source: RefSeq, a predicted model, not a curated record
CUCGGACACGAUGUGCACCACCAACGUCUACACCUACGUCUACUCAGACGGCCACAAGGAACAGUCGCGCCAGCCCGUCCUCUGCCACAAGUCGCAGCACGGCCAGCCCUGUGCCAACAACGUCGUCUUCCAGCACCCCAACCAGUUCAUCCAAUACAACGACUCAGUACUUGGCACUUCGCCCAGCUCUCCGUUCGUCAGCCAGUUCCCGCCUACGCCCACUUAUAGCCCGCGGUCCGGUACACCAAACUACCGCUCCGGGGACGAGUCAGACCGGUCGCGCCGCAGCAACUCGAGCACACGGCGUCGCUCCUCCAGCCUCUACAUCAACGGACAGAAGGUCAUUGACCUGGAUCGCCAUAAUGCAGGCUCACGGCGUGAGCGCAUCGUCCUGGUAGAGGGGCCGCCCACCCCGCGAACUCCUCCGACCUCUUUCAACUUUCCCAACACAGCGCCGCCAUCGCCCAAUGCCAGCGCCAAUGCUUUCGCCUCUCCUUCCAUCUAUGGCUCUUCUCCCCGGGAAUCCCACUCCAGCUUCUCUCGCCGGCCCGUCAUUGUCGAUGAGCGGACGCGACCGGAGCGAGUGGAGCGAGUGGAGCGGGUAGAGCGACCUCGUAUCCAGGUUGAGGUGGUCGAGGCAGUUCCCUCAAGCCGAGCUUCCAAGCAUGAGCGCCACUCCUCCACCAGCUCUCGCGACAGCCACGGACGGAGCAGCGCAGAUGAUGAAGAGACAAUGCGACGCCGCCGCGAGCGAGAAGAGCGACGGGUCGAGAAGCAGCGAGAUGAAGAGGAAGAGCGACAGCGCCGCAUCCGCCUGCGCAUCGCCAAGGCCAACGCCGAGAUCAACAAGCGGCCCCCGGUGCCGAUGCCUCCGGCGCCCCUGCGCGCAUCGUCCUUCAAGGCUGCGGCCGGUGGAGACGACGAUGCCAACGUCAAGAAGCUGACGGAGAGCGUGCGGCGCAUGAGCUUUGAGGAGGAGCGCCGCGAGGAAAAGGCCCGGCUCAUCGCCCGCAAGGACGAGCAGCGCGAGCGCGAGGAAGACGAGGCCCAGCGCCAGCGGCUCGCCGAGCGCAUGAUGCCGCGACGCCGGUCCACCGUCUCGGCGGGCAGCCGUCGCCACAGGGUGGUGUACGAUGACGGUGCCUACCGAUGGGAGUAAAGGCGAUGAU